AUGAGAGAGAACGAGAGAAGGAAGUCUGCAACAAGCCAAGAGCAGCAGCGGCAGCGCGACAAAGCCUCUGUUGUUGGACGCCAGGGCCCCUCUGUCGCUCUGCGAGGAACUGACACUCUGAGGACAAAGAAAGCUCCAAGGAUCUGUGGCCCUGUAGCAGAGUUCCUCCAGGAGACAGUCAUCAUCCCUACGGACCGGAAGAAAGGACGCAUCCCAAACUGGAAAGGAAAGGAUGAUCAUAUGGACUACAACGUCUACAGGGGUAUUACACUGCUCACCCUCAUGAUGUCAACCGUUGACCACGUUCUAGCUCUGCAAGACACAGACUCCUCAGUCAACUGCUCAGGAGCUUCAACCAGGAAAUCUAUCAACUUCCAUUAUAACAUCACAUGCAAAGGGUGGCGCUCCUCCGGACAAAAGCGUGUGCGUCCUGCCCGAGUCCGAGGAGAAAGGAUGGAGGCGGUGGAGAGGUUCGACAGUCCGGGAAGAGGUCGCGGUCUCCGCGUCAACAGAGGCUUUAAAGUCGGUGAGCUGCUGUUCUGCUGUCCGCCGUUCGCGUCGGUGCUGUCGGUCACAGAGAGGGGGGGGCGCUGCGACUUCUGCUUCAGCAGGAAGGAGGCUUUGGCCAGAUGUAAGAAGUGCAAGAAAGCGUUCUACUGCAACGUGAAGUGUCAGAAAGGUGACUGGGCCAUGCACAAGCUGGAGUGCUCAGCAAUGAUGGCAUUUGGAGAGAAGUGGUGCCCGCCAGAAGCAACCCGGCUGGUGGCCAGAAUCCUCGCCAAAAAGAAAACACAGAAAGAAAGAUGUGCAUCUGAGCAGAUCCUGCUGGUAGAAGAGUUACAGUCACAUGUGGACGACAUGGACAAUGAUAAGAGAGACCUGCAGGAGGCGCACAUCGCUGCACUGCAUCACUUUUAUUCCAAACAUUUAGAAAUCCCCGAUCACAAAGAUCUGCUCACACUUUUCUCUCAGGUUUCCUGUAACGGUUUCACUGUGGAGGACGAUGAACUGUCCCACAUGGGGACUGCCAUCUACCCAGAUGCGGCGCUGAUAAACCACAGCUGUCUUCCCAACACCAUCGUCACAUAUAACGGGACGGUGGCCGAGGUGCGGGCGGUGCAGGAAGUGAAGCCUGGAGACGAAGUGCUGAUCAGCUACAUCGAUGUUCUUUAUCCAACUGUUGACCGAAACGCCAGGCUGAGAGAGUCGUAUUUCUUCACCUGUGAAUGUCAGGAAUGUCAAACCAAGUCCAAAGACAAGGAGAAGUUGAAAACGUGUAAGCAAAGUGAUCUCAUCGAGCCAAAGGUCAUCAGCAACAUGGCGCGCUAUGCCAGGAACACCAUCAGAGAGUUUCGAGCUUUCAAACACAAGAAAUCCCCUAGUGACUUACUGGAGAUGUGCGAACAGAGCCUGGAGAAGAUGGGUACUGUUUUUGAUGAUUCCAAUGUGUACAUGCUCCACAUGAUGUACCAGGCUAUGGGGGUUUGUCUCUUCAUGGAGGACUUUCAUGGAGCUAUCAGCUACGGCGAGAAGAUCAUCAAACCUUACAGUCGGCUGUAUCCGCCAUAUUCGCUCAACGUGUCCUCCAUGUACCUGAAGUUGGGUCGGCUCUACAUGGGGCUGGACAGACGCUCCGCGGGCCUCUGCGCCCUGAAGAAGGCAAUGGCGAUAAUGGAGGUGGCUCAUGGGAAGGACCAUCACUACCUGACGGAGCUGCGGAAUGAGAUGACCCAGCAGAAUUGAAGGGUUGACUGUAUAUAUUCCUGUAAUAAACAGGUUGUUUACUGAACUUA
Thalassophryne amazonica is the source of this 1793-nucleotide messenger RNA. RefSeq names its product SET and MYND domain containing 2b (gene smyd2b). Gene Ontology annotation, cellular component: nucleus. The coding region runs from base 1 to 1743 and encodes 580 amino acids. The transcript has 16 exons. The record is from RefSeq and is a predicted model, not a curated record. Gene Ontology annotation, molecular function: protein binding. Lineage: Eukaryota; Metazoa; Chordata; Actinopteri; Batrachoidiformes; Batrachoididae.